Molecule: messenger RNA, 2133 nt
Organism: Hyalella azteca
Lineage: Eukaryota; Metazoa; Arthropoda; Malacostraca; Amphipoda; Hyalellidae
Product: 4-galactosyl-N-acetylglucosaminide 3-alpha-L-fucosyltransferase 9-like
Exons: 3
Coding region: 193-1860 (555 amino acids)
Cellular component (GO): membrane
Molecular function (GO): alpha-(1->3)-fucosyltransferase activity
Source: RefSeq, a predicted model, not a curated record
UUCUUGUGGUAAUCCUAACAUCAAAGAAUUAUUUUCAGAUUUUAUUUAAAAUCAUAAAUGUAUUUGAUGAUGAGUGCUCAUCUGAUAGGAUUGUGUUAAAUUCCCUUCAUUUGAACCCCGAUGGUGCAGGCUGUCGUGUAACGCAUUUUCUGUAUUUUGAGCGUGAUGCUCAGUUUGCUGUAGGUAUUCAGGAUGAGUGGGUCAGUAUUAAGACAUAUUCUGCGGCGUUCAUGUAGAGUCAGGCGGCUAAUAACUCUAAUUGGAGCAGCGUCUUUACUUAUCUGGCUUGUGUUUUUGGUGGUUGGAGGAGAUAACCCAACAUUUUUGUUUGGGUCACACCAGGCAAUAGUUCAUCGUGCAACGCCUCAUACGAAUGGAAACCCCGCGGGCAAUGGACGUAGAGUUUUCUCUCAAGGUUUGGAUGAUUUGAUGCCGUCUCCUCUUCUAAGAAGAGGUCCGGUCCCUAAUGUACUCGAUUUUGGAGAAGCUAAACCUGACGACGAAAAUGUGGCCCGAGAAGUGAUUGACGCUAGAGAUAACGCCGAACUCAAGUCAGACAACAAAAUAAAAUUAGACGACAAUGCUGCCAGAGAAGAGCAUUCUGGUGAAGCAUUAGUUUUGCGAGAGAAGAACACUUUACAAGGAUUUGUGAGGAACAACGUAACUAAUGAGAACUUGAAUGCUGCUCAUGAUGAACAAGAAUAUAGCUUUCACCAACUCCCUGAGCACCAGAAAGAUACUCCCGAAGAGAAGUACGGCGCUUACAAUAACUGGAGGAACCUAACCACAACCGAGAUCAAUCGUUUGUCAGUGCUUGGUCGCCGCAUGUUCUUGAACGAAAAAAUUGGUCAAGAACAAGACAGGAUUUUCACAAUACAUAUUUGGAAGUAUGUAAAGCAUAUUGAAAAGAGAUUAUUGAAGAAAGGGUCUUCUGUGAAUUUUGACCCGCUUGAAGAUUGUUCUGUUAGCAACUGUAGAGUGACUACGGAAGAUGGCGAUGUCGAAGCUGCUGAUAUCGUGCUGUUCCAUUUGCACAGAAUCAAAGGUCCUCCAGUUGACGUCCCUAGAGCUCCUGGACAGAUUUGGGUGUGGAUGUCCGACGAGAGCCCAUACAAUGUUUUUAUGGUAUCGAGUAAUCGCGUACUGAGCAAUUAUAAUGGAUUUUUCAAUUGGUCAAUGACCUACCGAAUGGAUUCGAAUGUGCCAGUGCCAUACGGACGAACUGUUCCUCUACCUAAGGAUCAAUAUUUAGAUAAAAUAGAUGAUUACUACAAAAUUAAGCAAAAAAAUAUCAGCAUAUUAGGCUCUAAUUGCGGUGGCAUCAAUGGAAGGUACAAGUAUAUUGCCGAGUUGCAGAAAUACAUCGAAGUUGACGUGUACGGAGGGUGUGGGCCACUCAAAUGUCCGGGUCAUUUUCACAACGACUGCGACAAGUUAAAUGAUUACAAGUUCUACUUGGCGUUCGAAAACUCAAACUGCGAUGGCUACAUAACCGAGAAGGUGUGGUGGAAUGCACUUAACAAAGCUGCUGUUCCUGUGGUGAUGGGGCCUCCUAAGCGAGACUAUGAGAAGCUUCUUCCUCCGAAAUCCUUUAUUCAUGUGGACGACUUCAAAAAUCCGGAGGACCUUGCGCGAUAUCUGACGUACCUUUUAAACAACCCUGCCGAGUAUCAGAAGUACCACGAUUGGAGAAGACGAUACCGGGUACUCAACGAGCACGGGUACUUCCAGUCGCCGGUGUACCACAUUUGCAGACUCUGUGAGGCUCUCAACUACAACGACAAGAAAGAUCAGCGGGCUGACUUGGAGCAUUUCUUUGACAGAGAUAGCCAUUGUUAUCCGGGCCAGCAUUGGAGCUAGAAGAACCUCAUUUGCUGCCUAAAUACUUCCCAAUCUUUUCAUAUCUAUUAUGGUAAUUGCAAUGACAGCUUUGAGAAAACGCACCUGUUUUCUAACGAUACUUAGACUUACUUCACUUCCUCUCCUAAAUUACUAAAUAAUUUACUUCUAAAGUUGGUGUGAAAAACAUAUUUAGACCAUCAUAGACUACCUUCAAACUGUCAUGGACAUAUUCUAUGCAAGAAAAUUUUUCUACAUAUUAUGUGGACAUUAAUUUAGUCUUAAUUAAAUUAA